Messenger RNA from Aspergillus mulundensis, 1293 nucleotides. RefSeq names its product N-acetylglucosamine-6-phosphate deacetylase. Gene Ontology annotation, biological process: N-acetylglucosamine catabolic process. The record is from RefSeq and is a predicted model, not a curated record. The transcript has a single exon. Gene Ontology annotation, molecular function: N-acetylglucosamine-6-phosphate deacetylase activity. Lineage: Eukaryota; Fungi; Ascomycota; Eurotiomycetes; Eurotiales; Aspergillaceae. The coding region runs from base 1 to 1293 and encodes 430 amino acids.
AUGCCUGGCAAGACCGCACUAAAGUCCCAUGUCAUCAAAUUCACCAACUGUCGCAUAGUCAAGGGGGACGAGCUCAUCAACCAGGAUGUCUGGAUUGAUUCAACGUCUGGCAAGAUCCUACGGGCACAAGAAGCAUUCUAUGGCCUGCAUUUGUCCCCUGAUGAAGUGAUCGAUUUGGGUGGUCGCAUCCUCGCUCCGGGCCUUAUUGAUUGUCAGUUGAAUGGCGCUCAAGGCUUCGACUUUUCGAUCCCGCAAUCCUCCAAAGAGGAAUAUGAUGAAGGCCUGCGAGUAGUUAACAAGGGCCUCGCCAGAACUGGCGUGACCUCUUAUCUCCCUACAGUCGUCAGCUCAACUGCAGAAGUCUAUCACAAAGUGCUCCCUUCCCUUGGGCCAGCAGGGGAUACGCAUCGCCCAGAAGACGGCGCCGAGUCGCUCGGCGCACACGUUGAAGGCCCUUUCCUCAGCCCCGGUCGCAACGGCAUUCACAAGACAGAAGUCCUCCGUUCAGCCAACACCCCAGAGGACCUAGUCGAGUGCUACGGCCGCGAGAACCUCGAUGGCGCCACCAAAACCGUCAGACUGAUGACGGCGGCCCCCGAAGUCGGCAAGAUGAUGUCCAAUAUCCCGCACAUUGUCUCCAACGACAUCAUCUACUCGAUUGGCCACUCUGACGCCACAUAUGAGCAGGCCCUCGCGGCUAUCGACCAAGGCGCAGCGAUGGUCACCCACCUCUUCAACGCCAUGCGGCCCUUUUAUCACCGCAAUCCGGGCAUUUUCGGCGUCCUCGGCCAGCAAAGCGAGCACUGUCGUCGACCAUUCUACGGCAUCAUAGCUGACGGUAUUCACCUGCACCCGACAUCCAUCCGCAUCGCCUACAACGCCCACCCAGACGGUCUUGUCCUCGUCACGGACGCCAUGAAACUCUGCGGCCUUCCCGAUGGCAUCUACGACUGGACGAACGGCGAGCGCAUCAUCAAAUCCGGCGCCCGCCUUACACUCGAAGGCUCUGACAAGAUCGCCGGCAGUUCUGCGACGCUUAUCGAGUGCGUCAACAAUUUCCGCCGUUGGUCGGGCGCGUCGACGGCGCAGGCCUUGAAUGCGGCCUCGGCUACGCCCGCACGGCUGCUUGGGCUUCAGGGCGUCAAGGGAUCGCUGGAUAGCGGUGCUGAUGCGGAUCUCCUUGUGCUGACUGAUGAGGGUGAUCCUUAUUCUGGGCGGACGCUGGCGGUAAAUCAGGUCUGGAAACGCGGGUCUAAGAUUUACGAUUCUGCCAAAGAUGGUGGCCAAAUUUGA